AUGAGUGAUUCGUUCAUCUUCGACAGUGAUGAUGAUGAUGAUGCAGAUGCUGCUGCUGAUGAUGCUAGUGCUAGUGCUGUCGACGAUAAUGAUGUUGAUGCUGAUUAUACUAGUACUGGUACUGAUACCGGUGUUGCUGCUGCUAAUGCCGAUGCAGCUGCUGGUGGUAAUGCUAGUGCUGACGACGAUGAUGUUGAUGUAGAUGCCGAUGGUAUUGCUGCAGAUACCGAUGCUCUGCUGAUGAUGAUGCUAAUGCUGCUGAUGUUGAUGCUAGUGUUGAAGAUGAUGCGCAAGGUUCUGGAGCUGAGUUCCGGUCUCGAUGAUAUUGGCGAUAUCGUAUGGGCUCCAACGUUGUGUUUGCUAACGGUUUACAUCAUAUGCUACUUCAGCUUAUGGAAGGGAAUAAAGGGGUCUGGAAAGGUUGUGUGGUUCACGGCAACGUUCCCGUACGUGGUUUUGUUCAUCCUGUUGAUUCGAGGGGUUACUCUGGAGGGUGCUGGGAAGGGAAUCCGUUAUUAUAUAGUUCCAAAGUUUGAGAGUCUUUUACAAGCUAAGGUUUGGUUUGAGGCAGCAACACAAAUCUUUUUCUCACUGGGCCCUGGGUUUGGAGUAUUACUUACAUUUGCUAGCUACAACAAAUUUCAUGACAACGUUUAUCGGGAUGCAAUUGUCACAAGUUCGAUUAACUGCUUUACAAGCUUCAUCUCGGGAUUGGUUGUGUUCGCAACACUUGGUCACAUGGCAUUGCGGCAACGAAAGGAGAUUGAAGAUCUAAAGGGUCUUGAGGGUCCUGGACUUGUAUUCAUCACAUACCCCGAAGCGCUCUCUAUGAUGCCGGGUGCUAGUUUUUGGUCUUUGCUGUUCUUCCUCAUGUUGAUAACGAUAGGAUUGGAUAGUUCUUUUGGCGGAUCUGAAGCUAUCAUCACUGGAAUUUCCGAUCAAUUUCCAAAAACCAUUAAAAAGCACCGAGAGAUCUUCAUUGCUUGCCUCUUUACUUUGUAUUUUCUUGUUGGCCUGGCAUUUAUGUCACAGGGUGGAACAUAUCUAUUCACAUUAUUCGAUGUAUUUACUAUUCAAUAUUCCAUUGUAUUUGUUGUAUUUUGUGAAGCCAUUGCCGUGUCUUGGUUUUACGGAGUCGAACGAUUGUGUGGCGAUAUUAAAGAAAUGCUUGGUUUUCAUCCGGGAAUAUUUUGGAGGCUUUGUUGGACUAUCAUUAGUCCAGCAAUAUUAAUGGCGAUCGUAAUAGGAGGAUUCGUGACGUUCACACCGUUGGAAUUGUACGGUUAUGUAUACCCUGAUUGGGUGAUGGCUAUCGGUUGGUUAAUAGCGUGUUCGUCUAUGUCAUGUAUUCCGAUUGUUGCCAUCUACAAAUUAGUAACGACUAGUGGGACUAUCUCGGAGAAAUUUAUGAAGAAUAUUAAAACGCCAAAACAAUACCCAGAAUUGCCUGAUCGUGAUGGUGUACUGUGGUAUAGUCCGUUUGUUCAGAAUGGAACUCGUAUCUAAAUUCUGAUUAUCGAUUGAAACAAGUAACUGAGCUCAACUGUCCGUGGUAUGGGCCGUAGGAGAUAAUAGUGUACUGGUGUAACAUAUACAGAUAAAGCUAAACGUAAUCGCUUUGACGUUAUUGUUACGAUGAAAGGUUUUAGGCCUAUGUUGAUUUCAUACAAUAAAUGAAGUUCGAUAAUUUGGAAAACAUGAUGGAAAUAAUAUUGGGAAUGAAAAAAAACUUGAGCGAGGAGGAAAUUAAAUAAUAGAUAUUGUGAUAUGAACGGGAGAUGGAAAAUAGAGGAAAUCAUUAGGAGAAAUGAUAGUAAAAUGGGAAGACUUAAUGAUGGAGGAAGCAGUAACUAUGAUAAGGAAAACGAGUUUGGAGAAGAAUAAACAACAUGCAGCACUACAGAAGAAUUUAGAAAGUUAAAAAAUAAUGAAAUGAUGUACCAUUCCAUUGAGUGUACUGCCCUGUCCCACCAUCUGUUUACUCUCUUGGUGUUUUUAAAGUUUCUUGAUGCGUUGGCCUAAUACUAGGCCUAAAUAUCAAGUUUAAAGUUUCGUCAGUUGUUAACAAAAAUGUUGAAUAUUAUUGUAUAGGCAAUGAGCAUUACGACGUGACCUCAAUUUCAUUAAUCCUAUUAAAAAAGUAAAAAUACUGUUCUAAAUGGGUAUUGUUUAGCAUCGAUAUAUUUAUUAGUAAAAUAUAUUUCUACUUGUAAAGUGUUUCUAAUGAAUUUAGAUGGUAUGACAUCGCGUAUUAAUCCUUGUAUAUAAAAUGAAUCUGUAGGCUUAAGGCAUUGUUGACGUAUAAUGUAGUAAUAAAAUUGUAGGCCUACUAAUAUGGCAUUAUUCGGACGUGUAUUCAAAGUUAUGUCUUUGUACUAGGUCUAGGCCUAAUUAAGAAAAUAUAUGUAUACAGCGGGCAUACAAAUAUUUGUAUACCCCUGAAGAAGUGAAAGUCAGCCCACCGGUAUGAGUUAGGUCUACAGUACCCGAGUACAGUAUUGUAUCUCGUUUUGAUGUAACUGUGGACUCCUUUCCUAUGCUCAUUCACCGACUAUUGCUGUACAUCGUAUCUACUGGCUACCAAUAGAUUCCCAAACGAUACUGAUCCUGCAUUUUGACACAGGCCUAGUCUACCAUUUUCUGGACAAUUAGUCUUCAAAUUAAUAUUAGUAAUAGUAGGCUACAAAAACCAAAAACAAAUUAUAUACAUAAGCCUAUAUAUUUCUUUCUACUGAUUAAAGAUUUCAAUCAAUCUAGUACAUAAUUAUCAGGACAUUUAAUUUCCAAUCUCUCUUUAUAAAUUGUUAAAGUUCGUUCGAUGCGAAACUUGUCAGAAACUUCAGUUUUAAUUAUGUCUGCUAUUUUCCCUAAAUUAAACGUUUUCUCUCUGUUCAAUGUAGUUAUUAUAUUUUCCGAGUUUUAGGCCUACAUUACUCUCUCGCGAAGAGAUUUCAUUCGCAUCUCAAAUACGGUAUCAUUCCGGGCAAUGUCAUUAACGCUUCUUGUAUAUAAUACCUGUGUAUAGGUUUAUGUGAACAUUAUGUAAAUACUUAUAUUGUGAUUUCCCUUGUCAUAAUGGGUAAAGUAGCUAAGAAAAUUAUAAACAACACAGUAUUAAAUUAAUAAAUAGGUAAUAGGCCUAAUAUUAAUGAUUAGUUCACCUGUUCAAAGAACUUCAAGGGUAUGCUAUAAUUAAUUAGCAUUUUGAGAGACGGUGUGUGUGUAUAUACUGUACUUUGAACAACCUAAGCAUUUUCAUAUUACAUAAAUUAUAUACAGCAUAUAGCCGUUAAAACGCCUAUUCGUUAUUUUACAUAAAGUUAUAUACAUAGCCUGGUUGUUUACACAAAAGAUCGUAUUAGAUCUUUGGGGUUUACACAGUAAUGAUAAAUGAGGGCGCAAUCUAUCCCUAACCGUAAGGUAGGCAAAUUUGAGUUAUAGCUGGUAAAAUAACAUAUUCCUAUAGACAAAUUUAUAAACUUGUGUUAGGUACCUUCUUUAAAUCUUCUCCAUGCAUUUGACCACAUUCUGGUUUUCAAAAAGUGCAAAACAAUUUGAAAUCAUAAUGCUAUUAGUGUACUACAUACAAUUAAUAAUUAUUUUACUGAAAGAGAAACAAAAGUAAUCUAAAUUCACUGCCAUUGUCUUUAAAAAAAAAAGUUAAAGUAAAACUAUUGGCAGUUGUAGAGAAAUUUAUUUUACUUUCAAGUAAAAAAUCAGGGUAUGCUACUCCCAAGACAAUCAAUCAAUCGAUUUCAAUUUAAUGAGAAAUACAAGGUCAACUUAUAUUUGUGGUAAAGCGGGUAUAAAUCAACAAAGGUCAACCUUUUGGCGGGUAAGACUUUUGCCACAUAAUUUCUUGGCUUCUGUCUGUAUGGUAACAUAAAAUACACCUAUUUGUGAAGAAAAUUAUAUUAUUUGUAAUUUUGGUGGUAUACUUGGUGACAUGAAAUACUGUGAAAUUUUUGUAAACGAUAUAUUGCAGUUAGAUGUUAUAUAUUAAAGAAAACCAAACAUCAUUGAAAAAAACAUGCCAACUUAAGUUUUAAAUUGAUUUUUUGUUUACUCUUAUUACAUCUAAGAAUAGAAUAUUCAUUCAGCGGAGUGUAUGUAUGUUUUCAAAAAAUUUUAAAGCAUGUGUAUUAAAAAAAAUUAUUUGAAAUAACCUCUGACAAUAACGUGCCAAAUUAUGUGCCAAAAACUAGCUCGUUUUGGAGAUGGUCGAGGAACAAAGAAUAGAAUCAAGAUUUGGUAAAAGUACAGAUUCACAGUUGUUUACAUCAUUUUAUUCAGCAAACUCACCAAUAAAAUGUGAGGUCUUUUUUAUAAUACAGUAUGUAUCCAAUCAUUUUGAAUCUGUAUGUUUAUGUUUUAAUUCAGUUUACAAAAUUGGUGUAGAAAAACAAAUGAAUGAAAUCAUUCAUUCUAUUUCCAUUAGGGCCUGCAUGCAUUGUAGUGUGUUAUCAAACCUUUUCUUUUCUUUUCGAAGUUUUACUGUGUUAAUACUUUUGUAUUUCAAAUUGCUUAUUCAAAACCAAAUGGCACAGAAUCCAAACAAUCAGUCUUUUUAUUUCACUUAACUGUUUUGUAAAUUUUGUACAUUGUACUUGUUGUGAAGAAUGAAUAAAAAAAGUAGAUUCAA
Molecule: messenger RNA, 4642 nt
Organism: Anneissia japonica
Lineage: Eukaryota; Metazoa; Echinodermata; Crinoidea; Comatulida; Comatulidae
Product: sodium-dependent dopamine transporter-like
Exons: 12
Coding region: 1-1506 (501 amino acids)
Biological process (GO): sodium ion transmembrane transport; dopamine uptake involved in synaptic transmission
Cellular component (GO): neuronal cell body membrane; neuron projection; presynaptic membrane
Molecular function (GO): norepinephrine:sodium symporter activity; dopamine:sodium symporter activity
Source: RefSeq, a predicted model, not a curated record